Messenger RNA from Urocitellus parryii (Arctic ground squirrel), 1159 nucleotides. The record is from RefSeq and is a predicted model, not a curated record. NCBI's taxonomy places the organism in Eukaryota, Metazoa, Chordata, Mammalia, Rodentia, Sciuridae.
CACCMCCCCCCCAGCUCAGACGCCCCGCCGCUUGCGUCACUUCCGUCCAGACCGGAACCCAAGAUGGCUGUGCUCUUGUUGAGACAUGUUGGCCGUCAUUGCCUCCGAGCUCACCUAAGUCCUCAGCUCUAUGUCAGAAAUGCUAUUCCGAUGGGAACCACAGCCAAAGAAGAGAUGGAGCGGUUCUGGAAUAAGAACACAAGUUCAAACCGUCCUGUAUCUCCCCAUAUUACUAUCUACAGCUGGUCUCUUCCUAUGGCAAUGUCCAUUUGCCACCGUGGUACUGGUGUGGCCUUAAGUGGAGAUGUGGGACCUAGGAAAAGGCCUGAAGAUUACCCAACUCUACCAGUCUGGAGUGGUCGUCUUAGUUCUUACUGUAUUGUCCUCUCUGGGGCUGGCAGCCAUGUGAAGAACUGAAGAUCCCAGCAUCAUCUUCCUACAAAUUAUUACAUUGAUUUACUUUCCUGUUUGUCAGUCACUCUUAUCUCCARUGAACAAAGUUCUCCUAAUAUGUUUAAACCCUUUUGUGCUUGCAGAUCCCUUUGGAACUCAGAAGAGUAGCUUGUAGAACCACAAUAGUAAAAAAAGGUCCAGUUUUCCCCUUGUUUCUAAUGAUGGAGUGGCUGCAAAAACUCCCUUUUCCUGCCCACAGCUCACAGCCUACUCUGAGCCAAGGAGCCCUUAUUCUCUUUCCAUGUUGGACUUUGAUUUGUGCUGAGGGUCAGCGUUUGGCUCCUUCUUCCCAAGACAGUGGAAACAAUGCCAGCUCUGUAGCCUCUGCCCUGGGAACUGGGGGUGARGCUUUGGGUGCCACUGCCUGUGGGUUGCUGGCUUAAAGGACAGUUCUGUUCAUUGGUCAGAGCCCAGGCCUUUAGCACCCACACAGUGUGACUGAAAGGAGAUAGGUAGGAGUAGGGAAUUAUCCAGGCCCAGCUACAUGGAGAUAAAGAGGGUGAGUUGGUGCUUGGAGUAGAUAUUUCGGGAAGAAGAUAUAUAGCAAGAGGAAGAUCAAGAAAAUUAUCAUCAACUGCAAUGAAGGUUUUUGUUUUGUUUUGUUUUUGCAUUUCUGGAAAAGCAAACCUUUUAAUGUCAUGUUUUCUAAUCCAAGUUCAUGUAUUAUCUUUUUCUGAAACUGAAUUAAAACUCAUUUUAUCUCUGA